Molecule: messenger RNA, 1810 nt
Organism: Cataglyphis hispanica
Lineage: Eukaryota; Metazoa; Arthropoda; Insecta; Hymenoptera; Formicidae
Product: zinc finger protein 385D-like
Exons: 8
Coding region: 174-1607 (477 amino acids)
Molecular function (GO): zinc ion binding; nucleic acid binding
Source: RefSeq, a predicted model, not a curated record
CGAGCACGGAGUCAUAGUGUCAUCGCGAACCGCGUCGCAAGCCUGUCAAGCUUCGUCCGACGGAGAUAAUUGUCGCUCGAAUAAAAUCUCCUCCCAACGCGGAGGAAAUGUCUAGCGCCAAGAUCAUAGAGAAUCCAGAAGUGCCGGCGAGAAAAAUAUGAUACUGUUCCGGGAUGAAGAGCCCAUUUUUCUUGCCUCAAGACUGUGCAGCACAGAUGACUCUCGAGAAACCUUUCGUUUACCUCAAUUUUCUCGCAAUAGGAUUCGAAUGCUUUCUACCACCGCCACCACCGCCACCGCCGCCACCACCGCCUCCUCCGCCACCACCACCGCCUUCUUGUUCGAAUAAACCCUCGAACAACAACAAUGGACAAUCGACAACGACGCAACAGCAACGAACGACGAGCAAGAACGUGAUGACUGUCGCAACGGCAUCAGUAGCGACCGUCAGCGACGGGGUUCCUCCGACCCUCGGUACGUUCCCGAACGUCCUCCCCGUGCCAUCGAGUCCGUACAUGCUGCAUCCGACGAUGCAACCGCAAACUCCCGGACAGCCGUCAACCCCGACCCCAUGGUGGAUACCCACCGACAGCGAUACUUCGGACCUUUAUGCCCAAUGGUACGAUCCGACGUAUAAGGGUGCAGUAACCGCGACGGCAGUCUCCCCCGCGGCGACACCAGCCAUUGGGAAAAACAAGAGCAAGAAUUUUUACAAACGCAAGAACGAGUUUAUCGAUCCCGCACAAGAUGCAGAGAAAGUGGCGAGUGCGCAGAGGGAACUGUCGGCGCUGAUGAAACCGCUCAAAUGUGAUCUGUGCAAUGCAGUCAUGAACUCCACGUUGCAAGCGAAAUUGCACUAUGACGGCAAGCCGCAUCAGAAAAAAGUAUCGAUGUUUCUCAAUCAGAGCGUUAAAAAACAGAAAACGGAAGAUGGCCAAGUGAGCAGUACGACCAAUAACGACUGGCAAAACUACUGUGAUAUAUGCAAAACGUGGUUCACAUCGCAAACAGACGCCACGCAACACUACGCGGGCAAAAAGCAUAUUAGAGCGGCGAACGGAGGGCCUCGCGCAAGGCCGUCAAAGAAGUCGCAGAAUCAAAAUCAGUACAAUCAGGUGGAUUCGACGGGUCGCUUCGGAAUUGGAAUGGCUUUCCAGGCGGACACGCAACCCGCGCCGAUCGCGGCAUCGGUGGUGCCCGAGGGAACCGCCGCGGCACCAAAUCCGGCCGCGGCUCCAUCCAUCUAUGCAGCAUCAUCGUACGUCACGCCGUUGCGUUGCGAUUUGUGUGGAGUUUCGGCCAACCGUCAAGAUCAACUGGAAACGCACAAGCGCGGAGCCCGACAUUUAAGGAUGCUAAGGCUCAAUGGACUUACUAUGCUUGAAGCCGUUGAAAACGAAAAUGUCUCCAACGUUUCGGAACCUAUAGACUAUUCUAUUUAUCGGACACCAUCGGGUCAAUAUUACUGUGCACCGUGCAAUCUAUCGUUGAAUUCGGAGACCACGUUUGCUCAGCACGUAGAAAGCAAGAAACAUAAAAAUCAGUCUAAUCCAAAGUUGCCCAGCGCCGUGGUAGCGGCAAAAAAAGCUAGAUUCAAGAAAAAAUAAAACCGGGAUAAUGAUAUUAUUUUUUAAUGCAAUGACAUAAUGUUUCCCAGCUGGUUUAUUUAUCCAUUUCUUUAAUCAAAACUUUGACUACACUUUUGUUUCCCUGUAUGCGCGUGUUUCCAUUUCAUGGACAUUGUAUGGCGAGAAGAUCAACGAUCUUUGUUUUGCGUUAAAAAUGCAAUAAACUGUGAUAAACUGUUAAA